AUGGAUAAUCUUUACGCAGAAGAAAUAAGGUAGCGAUAUCAUUCUUCCAUGACUUACUAAGAAUACUUGGACACUUAUGAUAAAGCUCCACCUAAACCUUAAAUUAGGUAUUCUGCUGAUUAAUUAAUAUUUUAAGACCCAAAGAAACUCCUUAAUUACUCGAACCAUUAAUCUUAGAAGGACACAGAGGUCCUAAAAUAUAAUAAUAAAAAUUGACUGUCUACUCUCCUGACGAUGUCAUUUUUGAAGAAUCCGAAACCGAUGAGAAACCUAAGGCACUCACUCAUGUUUCAUGUUAGAGAGCAUUAAAAGAACAUGUAUAUAAAUAAUAAUCUUAAGAAUGUUAGAAUUAGAAGUUAGAGCGAGAAUCUAGGAUUUUCAGUAUUUCGAUUUUUGCAAUAAAAGAAAAAUAAAUUCCCAUGA
Paramecium octaurelia is the source of this 423-nucleotide messenger RNA. NCBI's taxonomy places the organism in Eukaryota, Ciliophora, Oligohymenophorea, Peniculida, Parameciidae. The record is from the annotation of a GenBank genome assembly.